Diprion similis is the source of this 1976-nucleotide messenger RNA. Its product is annotated as homeobox protein aristaless-like. The record is from RefSeq and is a predicted model, not a curated record. Gene Ontology annotation, molecular function: DNA-binding transcription factor activity, RNA polymerase II-specific; RNA polymerase II transcription regulatory region sequence-specific DNA binding. Gene Ontology annotation, biological process: regulation of transcription by RNA polymerase II. Lineage: Eukaryota; Metazoa; Arthropoda; Insecta; Hymenoptera; Diprionidae.
ACCUAACUCACCUGCGCACACAUGAGAGAGGCGGCACGCGCCCCGAAAUCGGCGCCACGUCGAACAGUGAUGUUACAUUUGUAAGAGGAGGAUUGCUGUUUCGGCGUCGAGGAUUUUUGGAGAGACAGUGCCGCUUCCGGAUAUACGCAUGAUGGAUUUGAGGACGACCCAACGACGACCAACCGACGGCCCGGUUCCCGUACCAGCCGAUGUGCAGAAGACCCGGGUUGCCAAGAGCGUCUUCAGCAUCCGCAGCCUCGUCGACGUUGGCGAUUCCGACGGCUUCCCGCCGAAACGAGAGGAACGCGGCCUGUCGACACCAGAGAACUCGGUGCCAGGCAGCAGCGAGGUGGUCCCGCGGACGAGUCCCGCGGGCAGCUCGAACGGGUCUGUAACCGGGAAUCACCCGUCGGCCCGAAACCUCCAGACGACGUCCCAACAAAUGGGGAUAUCCACCGAGGAUGCUCGACACGACGACGACGGGGGUCAUCCCCGCGCUGCCGCCCCCGCUAGCCCCGAAAGCGAACCGGAAACCGACGAAUACACCCCCAAGCGGAAGCAGAGGCGGUACAGGACCACCUUCACCAGCUUCCAGCUGGAGGAACUCGAGAAGGCAUUUUCCAGGACUCAUUAUCCCGAUGUGUUCACCAGGGAGGAACUCGCGAUGAAAAUUGGACUUACCGAGGCUCGCAUACAGAAUAACGUAGUGUGCCAACCGCUAUCUACUUGUACGUUUACCUCGCCACCCGAUACAACGAUCUCGAAGGAGCAGCCAUCGGACUGUCAGAGGACGGCACGGACUCUCGAUCGAUCCAACAAACUCGCUGCGUUACGACGCUCGCAUUUUCUAAAAGCUGCCUUGAUCUACGUCUGGUUUCAAAACCGGCGAGCAAAAUGGCGGAAGCAAGAGAAAGUCGGGCCGCAGGGCCACCCGUACAACCCGUACCUUGGCGGAGGCGCUCCUCAACCAUCAGCGGUGGUUGCCCCGACGUUGCCUAACCCCUUUGCCCACCUGGGGACGUUCGCGCUGAGGAAGCCCUUCGACGCCUUCCGAUAUCCACCCCUCGGCGGGUACCCGCCGCACCCCUAUCACAGGGCGCCACCGCCUCUCUCGCCCCUCUCGCCCCUCCUCCCCCCGGGUAUUCCCCUGUCGUACACGAGCGCAGCUCAGUCCUUUCAGAGCUUCCUGGCGAACAUAUCGGCCGCCCAGCGCCCUAAACUCGUCGACGUGCCGCCGCCCCCGCCCCAGAGGAUCGGCCCGCCGCCCCCGACGACGGGAUCCACGCGAACCACCAGCUCGCCCCAGGGCUCGCCGAGCAAUGGAGCCAACCCCGGUGUCGGGGUGCCGCCGGAUAUGGACCGCAGGACGCACAGCAUCGCCGAGCUACGACUUAAGGCCAGAGAGCACGAGAUACGGCUCGAAAUGCUCAGGAAAAAUGGCGACCUUGUCAGCUGAGCCGGGGCGUUCGAAGACCGCUGAAGAAGCGCGGAGGAUUCGCAUCCCCGAGGGAUAAGAUCGCGCCGUUAUGAAUCCGUUGAUCGGUAGAAGUUAUCGGUGGUAACAACGUCGAUCCGGCCGGGUUCGGAUCGGGGUUGAACCACCGCUUAACGCACGCGUUUGCGAUCUUUAUUCCACGUUGGGUUGGACAAUUCUCGCGCAAGACUUUGGCGAAACGUCCUGUAUUAUUAGAUUGACCGACACGUCCCGCGGAUCUUCGCUGACGUAAUCGUAGAACCCAACGGGAGAUGACCAUGUGGGACACUGGAAAAUGGAAAAAUCACGUUUAGUAACCGCGUCGAGUACUUUUUCGAUGAUAUUUUUCAAGGAUCUUUCAUGGAUUCUACGGUUGCGUCGUCGCGGUUUAGCGAAGCAUCGGUGGGACGCUGGAGGUCGAGGCUGAAUUUUCACUGAAAAUUAACAUUUCGCCUUCUUCUUCUUAACAUUAUUAUUAUUAUUAUUUGAUCGUUAUAUGCAA